Messenger RNA from Coccinella septempunctata (seven-spotted ladybird), 3711 nucleotides. RefSeq lists its product as uncharacterized. The transcript is spliced from 5 exons. The record is from RefSeq and is a predicted model, not a curated record. NCBI's taxonomy places the organism in Eukaryota, Metazoa, Arthropoda, Insecta, Coleoptera, Coccinellidae. The coding region runs from base 629 to 2431 and encodes 600 amino acids.
GACGAGCGAUCUCUGCUGCGAACAAACCAGACCAGCUAGUUUACUGCAAGCAAAGACGUCCGCAGCCGACUCUGACAGUUGUUUCAGUGUUAUUCAUUUGUUGUAUGAACGGCAAUGUUUUUUUUCCUGUGGCACUCCCUCACCGAACCUUCCUGCAUGGAAAGGACAGAAAUCAGACGAUUAGGAUAAAGUGAAUAGACAGUGAAGAUAUGGAUGGUAUAGUGGUGUUUCCUAGGAAACGACAGUGUUAAUUGUCGAGUUGAAUUUGUAUUCAGUGUGCCAACAAUGCUAGUUCUUCGGAUUCUUCGUUGGUGAUGGUUUGUUUGUAUGUGUUUCCGAUAAGGUCGCAUCCUCGUGUGUGUAACUGAUUAAAAAUGACCCUUAUGAUGAAAGUAACGAGCAAUGUUUUCAGUUAGGAGCUGUAGUUACAUGGAUAUACCGCUGGAAUCAACAGACUUCUUGAUUGAAAUAUUUCAGGUGUGAACACCCCAAUCAAUAACCAAGGGAAAACAUGAGUUCAGUCUGAUGAAAACAGUGUACAUGCAAGCAGAGCAAACCCUGUGGGAUCGCCUUUUUACGAGCAAAGCCAGACAUGUAUGAGAUAUGAAGUAGAACAACGGAUGGAAAAAUGGCCGCCACACCCGGCCAAAUCAUAGCAGCGGCAGCCCGCUGGUCCGACGAGGGAUACUACAUACAGGAGUUCGUGGCGAAGAACAACCUUCCCGCCAUAGUGAAAAUAAUAAAGGGCCAAUACAGCGGCCUUGGGGUACCCACUCUGCCAAGUCCGGGCCUUCAGUCGAUCGCUCUUCUCGUUUCCGUCGGCAAAAGACAAAAAAUACUAGCGCAGGCGGUGAAAAUCAAAGAAGGAAAACGAUUAGUGAGUGUCGGUCCUAGAUUAGUGAUUCCAGAUAGUUAUUCCGGAUAUUUUGAACUUUUGAGUGAAGAAGGUAGGGCGGUUCGAUGCAUCGACAGCGUUUCCGAAUUGUCCAGACGAAGAGCCGAAGGAGGCUGCCUGGUCAGGGAGACCAUAAGGGCGGUACAAGCCAAAAUAGAUCCUCAAAGUGGAUCGGUUAGUCCAGAAGGUGCCAGAACUAUUCCUGCGGGUGAAAUACUAGUCCCAUUCGGAGAGAUCAGUCUACCAGGUUCCAAGAACCGUUAUCUCAAGUGCCUUGAUCCAAAAGGAGAUACUCUGCUGCUCGGAUUGGAACAGAGGGGCAAGUUCUCCAUUUUAGCUCGGGAGGAUAAUAUCAGUGGCGUACACACGGUAAAAAAUUUGCUUAGUAAACGGUUGCCACUUACUGUUAGGUUGGUACAUGGUACAGCACCAAGAGGAAUCAAGAGUCCAAGCCAGUUUGUGCCAGAAAUAAGACUUUUAUCUAUCGUCGAAGAAGAACACAUAUUUGCAGUGCCCCUCCAGAAGGAUGAUCAGAAUGUAGUAGCUCUACCUUUGAUAGCACCAUUGAAGUUACUUAAGACUAAAAAUGAAGAAAUAUUGAAAGGAAUGGUUGAGUACAAUAGACUGGUAGAGAGAGUGACGAAAUUAGCAACAGAAGUUUGCGAUCGGAUUCAAACGAUAGAGGGCAAACUCGGGGAAAGCAAGAAACUCCCUCCAACACAUCCGCCCGAUACAAGAAAUGGCUUUUUGCUACGCCGCAGUGCCUCAUCUGAUUCAACGAACCAUAAACCGAAACAUUCUCACAGGAGGGAUGAAAAUUUUGUGCCCAUUUCCAAAAACUACGACGAGAUCGAUCAGAUUUACGAUUAUGUCAGAGGGGUUGCACCUUUACCAAAAAACAUUCGUUCGCCUUAUUCAGAACCAAGUCCCUCGUCCAUUUCACACAGUUCAGCACCUUCGAACAUCCACUCCACGUCAGAUGUUAAGCCUGAACCACCACCAAUAGAUACAAUUCCGACUAAAAAAUUACACGCGGAAAAACGAAACAGGAAAACAUCAGCUUUCCAAGAAGCUCCUACUAAAGUGGUUCCUUGUAUCGAAAAGACUCCUCCAGGAUUGCCGAAGCUCUUUGUGAAAAACGGACAGUCGCAACGAGUGAGGUUACUUAGGCAGAAAAGUGCAUCCCCCAUCAAAGAAACUGCUCCAACGAGCCGCUCGAAGACAGGUUCGCCCUUGUUCAGUAUCAGAUACAAGUCUUUGAACAAUCUUCAAGUGAUGGAGCUUGAUGGUACAUUAGAUUCCAGCAAUUCUGGAAAUGAUUCCGGUGGUGUUGUGAAACAGCCCGAGAAGCGAUCAAGAAAACUAUCGAGACCCAGGAGUUUGACGAAUCUCAUCUGGGAAGUUAAAGAAUACCCUGAUAUCACAGUGCCAGUCAUAGAAAAAUCGAAGAAAGUUCAAGCAGCUGCCAUAAUAUCGAAGAAUAAGCAUUCUAAGUAUACCAUCAAUAGUCAACGUCGUGGUACUCUUUAUUUAUGAAUUAGUAAUGUUGAGGGGGAGAAUUCAAUCCUUCAUUUCGAAUACAGAGGAGAGAAUAUAAUCGGCAAUGUAGCUAAUUCUUUGUAGUUCAUCUUCGAAGCUGAGUUAAUAUUAUAUAUUUAUAACCACCAGGAAAAAAAGGAACUUUCAACAGUUUCACUAGAAUUGAAGUUUAAAUUUUUAUUUCAAGAUAAUUCUAACCUGAAAAUAAAAUAAAAAUGUAACGAGUUUAUGACCCAAUCGAAGUUUCUAGUCGCCAAAAUCAUCACCAAAUGGAAUUCAGUGUCUAACCUGCAUAUACUUUCUCAGUAAAGAAGAAAAAAGUAUCAUUCAAACAUCUUUUGACAUCAUGUUUGGAAAAAUUAAAGAUUUCCUGGCUCCACAAGUUACCUGUUUUUGUUUACAUGUUUAUCAUCCGAACAAAUACAAUGAAAGUAAAUUUUGAAUUUUUCAAAGCUUCAACUCUUUCAUUACUCGAUUAUGCAAACAUUAGUUUGUUUUAAUAGGGAAAUUAUCAAACAGGUUUUUGUUUUAAUUAGCUUUCUAUAAUGAACAAGGUAUAAAUCUUACUUUUUAAACUUUCUAAUACAUUCUCUGAUAAAAUAUCAAAAUCAUCAUUUUUUCAUUGAGAAAAUACUGAGAAGCUAAUGCAGAUAGAUAAAAGAAAAAAGUAAAAUAAAAUCCUAAAACGUAAGUGAACGUUAAAAUUUAUCAAGAUGAUGUUUUUGAAUUUCGCAAUUUCUUAACUAUAUAUCUAUCAUUGUGCAAUGUAAGCCAAUAUAAACAAAAAUAUAGAAUAUAUUGUAUCCUACUUUAUUUUUCAAUUUCGAAGGAUACCUGAUCUAAGACCAUAUCAUGUUCUAAAUUUUCGAAUAAUUUUCAAUGUGCCUUUUGAAAGACUAAAAAUUGUGUUAGUAUCGCGUACAUUAUUUAUACAUAAAAACUUUUCGUGUCGCAUAUAGACUCCCCCCCAAUAAGCUUGUGAUUUUUAUCAUAGUAUAAUAAUAGCAUGCCUUCCAUUUUUUUAAAUUUGUGAUUUUUUUAGUUUAAGUUCAUUUUGAUAAAACGUAUUGUGAUAAUGUUUUUGCGAGAGAGUAUUUUUUCGAAACUUUUCUACCAUAUAUAGGUAGAAUGUUAUUUGCAUAGAAAAUAUUUCCAAGAAUCUGCAGAUAUUAUUUCGAUAUAUAGUAGUUAUUCUUUAAUAUUGUAUGGAUGCUAAAAGUUAUGUUCUAGUACUUAUCAACACUUUUGGUCGAAUAUAAUAAAGUGCUAUUUUCUUC